Messenger RNA from Trichogramma pretiosum, 3333 nucleotides. RefSeq names its product vesicle-associated membrane protein 2 (gene nSyb). Gene Ontology annotation, biological process: vesicle-mediated transport; vesicle fusion. Gene Ontology annotation, cellular component: SNARE complex; plasma membrane. The record is from RefSeq and is a predicted model, not a curated record. Gene Ontology annotation, molecular function: SNAP receptor activity; syntaxin binding. The transcript has 6 exons. Bases 567 to 941 code for a protein of 124 amino acids. NCBI's taxonomy places the organism in Eukaryota, Metazoa, Arthropoda, Insecta, Hymenoptera, Trichogrammatidae.
UGCUUUCGCAAGGGCCUAUGACUCGUCGAUGUGUCACGUAUAAUACUGCUUGGCCAGCUUGCAGCAGAGCUCAGGGGUGGUUUUGUCCGCGAGCCCGCAAGAUUCGUGGCGAUUUCUUCUUCGAGGAUUCGUAGAUCGUCGGUCUCCGGAGAAGCUCAACGGCGAGGAGUCGGUCGCGAACAACGACAACUACAACAACAGGGGGUUGCUGGGUAGCGCGAGCAGAGCGACAAGAGAGAGCGUGACUCUAGGACACGACGUCGAGUGGCGCGCUUGAUGCUGCUGCUGCUGCAGCGAGAACAGCAGAGGCAGCCAGCAGUGCACAGCAGCUCGACGAACUUUUAUCAAUAACAGCUAACCGCGCGCAGGCAGCCAGCAGCAGUCCGCAAGCGGCAGGCUCGUCGCUGCUGCAGCUUGGCAUCGGCUCGCUUGGCUACUACUAGUGUGUGUCUGCUCGCUUCGCAAAGCUCGCCGCGUAGUUUUUCCGUCGCACCAACGCUCCGUAGCCCCCACAGGAAGAGGAGGAGGAGGCCCCUGACUCGAUCGACCAGAGGCCCCGUCUGAACAUGGCUACCGAGGGAGGACUUGCUCCUGAUGCUGCAGGAGGUGGGGCUCCAGGUGGAGCCGGUGGUGAUGGAAUUGUCGGGGGUCCACGAACACCACAGCAAGUAGCCGCCCAAAAGCGACUUCAACAAACUCAGGCUCAGGUAGAUGAAGUCGUCGACAUCAUGAAAACAAAUGUCGAAAAAGUUUUGGAGCGUGAUCAAAAGCUCUCAGAACUUGACGACAGAGCAGAUGCUUUGCAGCAAGGAGCUUCUCAAUUUGAACAGCAAGCUGGAAAGCUGAAAAGAAAAUUCUGGUUACAAAAUUUGAAGAUGAUGAUCAUAAUGGGCGUCAUUGGAUUGAUUGUACUGGCCAUCAUCGUAGCAAACUUCAUGUAGACGCGCCGAUCCGUGGAAGAAUCAUAUAUGUAUAAGUGAGUCAGCAAGUACCACCGGAGGAAGAGAGAAAACUGAAUUCACGAUGAAGAGAGAAGAUGGAGAUAUCAUUUUGCAUACUUAUAUUUACGGAAGCGCCCAUAUUUAAGAACAUUAUUAAAAUAAGUAUUAAGACAAUUUUCGGGCACAAUUAACUAAAAUCUUUUUUUUUAAAUCAGAAUUAUGAUAGAUUGGUGAUUGGUGAAUUGGUGAAAUAAUUUUUUUCUCUAAAAUUGCUCUAAUUAUCAUUUUUAUGAAUAUUAUGAAAAAUUUAAGUAUAUCUUAUUGAAUGAUGCAGAGGAAAUAUUAAUAUGAAUAAAUUUUACAUUUACCAUGCUUUUUCUAUAGUUAAUUUGUUAAUGGAAUUUUUCAAAACAAUAUAUUUACUUGUAAACGAAGAGUGUUAUAACAAAAAUGAUUUUGAAAGCAAGUAAGAUUACACGAAUAGAGACAAAAAUUUAAUGAAAAAAUAGAAUGAUAUAUAUGGCAUUCAUGAUUAGUGAUGUCAUCUUAAAUUUUUUUGAAAAAUGAAGAAACUGAAUUGAAGUUUGAUUGUUGGAUUUAUUUUCACGAAUGUAACAAAACUGCCAUUGCUAUUUAAGAGUCCAUUUUACCCGAUAAUAUCUAAUCUAAUAAUUGUUAAAAUUAACAAAUUUGCAACAUACUCAUGAAUUGCGGUAUCCAUCUGACUUAUAAACUAUAAUAUGUAUGCCCGAGACGAAAUUCAGACUAUUUCGAAAAUCUUUAAAAAUCAGUUAGUUUUAGAGUACAUACGAAAUAGUUUUCUCUAACGUCAUCAAAAAGAGGGUAAAAUAUGUCGCAUUUUAGCAAAAAGCAGCAUACUACUCUUAGGAAGAUGUAAUGUGAAUCAUUUAUUAGGAUUUUAAGAUUUUUAAAGGCUUUUAGAAAUAGACUAAUUUUCGUUUCGGUCAUUGAUGUAUAAUAAUGCAAGUAUUAUAUUGCAAGUAUAGACUAUUUCAUGCUAAUUAUAAAAUGGGUAAGAGUGACACAAACUGUUUCUAGAAUUUGAAGACUAAUUUGUCAAUGGUAUUAAUCAAGAAAAUUUUAAUGUGUGAAAACAAUAAUUUUUAAAUUCCAAAUUUCAACAUCGAGUUUCUUAAAAAAAUUCUACUAGUUUUCAAGAAUUCGAAAUCUAAAGUUUUUUCGUUGUUUCUUAUUGUUAUUUGAAAAAAGUAAAAUAAAAAACAAAGGCGGUACCAAAAUCUCUGUUUAAAUCUAACUUCUUUGCAUUCUUCAACGGGAAAUACAGUAUUUUAUUCUGAAGAAUCCUUCUAAACUUUUCGUGUUUUAGAGGAACUAAAUAAUCUAUUUUUUUUUAAUUUAGCUCAUAACUAAGUAAACAAUUAUCCAUAACUUAAAGUUCGAAAACAAGCUUAUUGGAUGAUAUCAUCAGUAAAAAAUUAAUCAGUUGUAAAUAUGUAACCAUAAUAUUUGACAUGAUGUGGACAUGAUUCAAUUAAUUUAAUUUGUAUAAUUAUUUUUUUGAUGUUUAUUAAUUAAUUUUUAUUAUUUAAUUCGAAAGUAGCUUGUAUGCCAAUUACCUACAAAAGAUACGUGGAAAAUGAUUUGUGAAUUAAAUUUGAAUAUUCAUUCAAGUUCAAUAAAUUCCAAAUAGUCAUUUAAAUAAAGAAUAAAAAUGAAAACAGAUUCAACAAAUAAUAUUUCAUACAAAAAAGUUUGAUUUUUUGGGCUUUAAGACAUCAAGAACCACAAGUUUAUUGUUGUUUACGGUUGAUAAACUAAUUAUUUUAAAAUGUUAUACAUGGAUAAAUGUAUUAAUAUGUAUAAAUAUGAAAUAAUUUAUAAUAAUCGUAAUUAAGAAAAUAAACAUUCCAAGUUUAUUGACGAGUAGUAAACAAUAUCGAAACCUCGUUUGAGUGAAAAAAUCGUUAUAAGAAAAAUAUUACAGGUAAAGAUUUCCAAUAGAUGUGAUUUGUGAAUGAUGCAUAACUAUCAUAAUGGACAAAAAAUAUAUUUGUGAAUAUGUAUCAUUUCGCGUGAACUAAAAUAAUUUAAAUAACGCACGUUCAUGUGGGUACACACAAGAAUAGUACUAAAAUUAUGACCCUUAUUUAUAUCCAUUAAAACUACAGAGAAACUUAUGUAAAAUUCAAAGAAUAUUUGAAUAAAUACUUUGUUGCGAAAAUGAAAGUGAUUUUAAAAAUCAGUUAAAAAUGUAAAGAUUUUAAAAUAAUCAAGUCUGCACUGCAAAAAACCGAUGAAUUCUCGGCGCAUCCACGUAUUAUUUCACAUGAAUUAAGAAUGAGCAAUGUCGAAGCAUUGAGUAGUCGUCAUUUUUCAUUUGUUGAAACUUUAAUUUAUAUAAAUUCUUCAA